Populus euphratica (Euphrates poplar) is the source of this 1506-nucleotide messenger RNA. RefSeq names its product nudix hydrolase 15, mitochondrial-like. The transcript is spliced from 5 exons. The record is from RefSeq and is a predicted model, not a curated record. Gene Ontology annotation, biological process: coenzyme A catabolic process. Bases 131 to 904 code for a protein of 257 amino acids. Gene Ontology annotation, molecular function: coenzyme A diphosphatase activity. NCBI's taxonomy places the organism in Eukaryota, Viridiplantae, Streptophyta, Magnoliopsida, Malpighiales, Salicaceae.
AAAAAAAAGAGCUCCUUACUUUAAUUCAUAGUAACAAUAAUCACAACCACAGCAAAGCUAAUCCUCCAUAAUUUCUUUGUUGAGAACAAAGCUAUUACUAUCUUCUCUACUGCAUAAAGCACCAACAGUCAUGGACUCUUAUGGAUCACAAAGGCUUGUGGCUUUAGCCCAGCAGCUUCGCUUCUACAAGCCACCCUCUCCAUCACCAGAUGAAAUUGAAGAGCAAAACAUAGAGGAAAGUGCUGGUAAAGUUGUUUCCCAAGUGGGUUUUCAAGAAUCUGCAACCUCAAUUUUUAAAGACCCUGAAAGGUUUAGACCCAAAAGAGCUGCUGUUUUGGUCUGCAUCUUUGAAGGUGAUGCUGGUGAAUUUCGUGUUAUUUUGACUAAGAGAUCCUCCAGAUUGUCUACUCAUUCAGGUGAAGUUUCAUUACCCGGUGGGAAAGUAGAUGAGAGAGAUAAGGAUGAUUUUGAAACAGCAACAAGAGAGGCGAAGGAGGAAAUUGGGUUGGAUCCCUCACUUGUGGAUGUUGUUACCGUUCUUGAACCAUUUCUGUCUAAGCACCUCCUCAGAGUAAUUCCUGUUAUAGGCAUCCUCUCCAAUAAGCAGGCAUUCAAGCCCACUCCAAAUCUGGCUGAAGUGGAAGCAGUAUUUGAUGCUCCCUUGGAAAUGUUCAUCAAGGAUGAAAAUCGACGAGUAGAGGAGAGUGAAUGGAUGGGAGAAAAGUAUCUGAUUCAAUUCUUUGACUAUGAAACAGAGGAUAAAAAGUAUUUGAUAUGGGGUUUAACUGCUGGGGUUUUGAUUAAAGCUGCUUCAGUGGUCUUCCAACGGCCACCAGCAUUUAUGGAGCAGAAUCCAAGGUUCAAGUUUCCUAAAGGUGCGAACAAAGAUAUGGUGAUGCGUUGAAUUAUUCAGGAAAAAUAUUGUUGGGUUGUACUCAGAUUCUUGGAAUAAUCUUCCUUCUGCGAUAAAACCCCUCACAACCCACGCCUGUUGAAAAAUAUUGUUAGUUUUAUCAAAUUUAUGUGCUAAAGUAGCUUUGUGGGUAGAUAAGCAGAAUGUGUCAUGUAUUUUAGGCAAUUGUAAAUUGGGGAGACUGAUUAUUCUGGAGGGAAGGAGGUAACUGAAAUUGCCACAAAUUCUUUAUGGAGUAAAUUGCAGUUGUCUCCUGCAACCGCAGUUCCAUUGAAUGACUACAAGUUUUUCAGUAGCUUAGUCCUUGCUUGAACUCAUCCCAUUUCCCAGCACAAAAGCUGUUAACAAAUAGCAUUGCAUAUCUUCAGUUUCUUCUGCGUUUGAAAAUGAAGUGCACCUAAUGCCUGCUUAUGUUGACUUGGCCCUUUAACGGUAGAGUUGAAGAAGCUUGUUGUGUAUUUGCAGGAAUCUUAAACUGCCUGCCUCUCUACAAAUAAGACCUUUGUUUUUCAUAGAUGCUACUUUUGGUAACAUGUUCCUUGUCCAGGUGUUGUGAAUUUCUGCAAAUUGUAAAAAUAAACUAUUGUUUCUAA